AUGCAAAAAUUCAAAAAAAAAGUAUAUAAAAAUAUAGUGCUUGUAGAGACAGAUUUUUUUCUUAGACUCUAUUUCAUAUUUCUAAGAACGAGCAUAAAGACCCGUAGUCGACCAACAAUCUACCCACCUCUGUACGAGCGUAAAAACAGUAAAAUACGUAAAACAGUUUUACAUUUCGAUCGCCUUGUCACAACAAGUCACGCGACAAGUUUCCUCAAGCAUCAUCGGAGCAGCGUUGAACCGUAGGUUGCGCGUAGAACCUUUUUCAGAGCUCGAUCGAUCUCAUCGGUCGAGAAGAGAGACAGACGAGUCGUCGCCUAGGAAGCGGCGGUUCAAGGUUUCGGCGCGUUCACACCGAAUUGUUCGCCAACGAGACGAAAAGUGUUCGCCGAACGAAAGGGAGGGCCAGUGGCCAGUGUUCUUUCCUCGUACGAGCGAUCGCCUAACGAAAGAUUGCAUGCCUCGACAGAGCAACGUCAGCUGCCAGCGAGCAGCAGAGGGUGGCUGCAAGCUGCCGCAACCAGGAACCCACGGGCUGGUUCGCGUUUCCGCUGGCGAACUCCUCGGCAGGACCCACGAGGAGCUGGUGCUUCUGUUGAUCCAGCUACGCCGGCAGAACGCAACCAUCUACAAAGCAAUGGAGACUUGCCAGAUGGAGAUCGAGGCACAGGUCCGAAGACAUUUUCAGAAACUCAUUUGGGACCCGAUGGUGCCUUCGUCAGAGCCGAUGGUGUCGCCGCUGAUGUCGUUUCUGUCCCUUCGAUAAAAGCAAUGGCAUUCCUUUCAUUACCAUCAAAUGCUUUACAGGAGUAUUACAUCGUGAAGCGUGGAAAUUUGCCCGAUGUGGCGCUUAAAGUGGCGAUCUUUUGUGACCCGCAGGCUAGAUUGGCAGAGCUCGAUACUCCGCGACGAUUGGAGAACCUUCAGAAACUUGAGGAACUGAAGAAGCACCUGAUGGAUCUCGAGAAGCAGUACGAGAAGGGCAAGCCGCUGGUGAACCUCGUGGACAAUAUGGUGAAGUUGGGCUCCCUGUACAAUCGCAACACUGCCAAUGGGACCAACAGUGUCUCGGGUUCCCGACACGAUCUAGCACACGACAAUUCCAGGGAUCAUCGUUUGGAAUUCAAUCAGAAGGUGCAGGAGCAACGUUUGCUCGCCGAGGAGCGCAGGGACUGGGAUCGAUUAAGUCCUGACCAUGGACAAUUACAGGCCAAGGUGCAGCAGCUCUACAAACUGGAUCGCCUGCUCCAGGAGGAAUCCGGAACACUUCACAGUCUUCAGCAAGACAAGGCGAGUAAGGGUGCGAUCGAGAUACUGGAGAAAGCACUAGGUGGUCUCCGGCACAAACUGCAGGGCAGUAGGAGCAAUUUAGCGGAAGCUGAGAGAUACAGGAAGCAGCAGCUGUUGCUGGAGAAAGAGCUAAGCAGAGUGAGAGUGUUGCUGGCGCACAACUCGAAGAAACUCGAGGAGACGGUCGCCGAGAAUGCGAGAUUGGAACAAGACUUGGUGGUACUGCGGCAGAAGCUUCAGGCAUCGAGAAGAUAUGCAGGGAAUCUGACUAGAGACACUUCGGCCACGACUGGCCCCCUUGAAGCCGAGUUGAGAAGAGUUCAACAAUUGGUCGGAGAUCUGCAGAGACAACGAAAGGAAUUAAGCAUUCAAGUUAGACAGCUAACAGAGAAAUCUCACAAUCUGGUGCAGCAAAUCCGACCGCAACCUACAUCUGCUCCCACAGUGCACCAGCCAAAGAAACGGACACAAAACUCUUGGUUGGAGACCGAUCUCGAUUCCGGGAUAACAUUGGACCACGGCUUGGAUUCACCAUCGAGUCCCGCGCUGUCCUCGUCGCCUCGUGGCAAGCAGAACGGUGGACCGUAUCCUCAUUUCGGUUCACCGACGCAGAUCAAAGACUCCUCGCCCACGAAUCGUCAGCAAACGAACUUACAAUCGUACCCUCAGUCGCCGCAGAAUCACAUUUCCUCGCUCUCGCCCCAGUUGCGCGAACAGAUUCAACAGCAUCAGCUGAAGCAACAGCUUCUGAAGGAUCAGAUGCAAGGGAAAGGAAGCCUGAUGCAAGCGAACGUCGCUCCGUUAUACGUCAACACGGAUUCUAGGAUUCAAGAGAACAACAAGCAGGAUGAACAUUUAACCAACGGCACGAUUCCUCCACCGGAAUAUGUUCCACCUCCGCCACCGCCACCCCUGGCCGAAGAAUCGUUACUGAACGAUAAUUACAGACAGAACGAGGACAACAAGUUUGCCGGCUUGAUCCACAAUCGUGAGAAACAAGAGAUUAAGACCGUGCGAAUCGUGAAACGGGAAUCGGAAAGACGGCAAAGAGAUCGGGGAGACAGAACUGGAAACAUUGGAAUUCCAUUAACAAACGGGCUUCAGGCGCCUGGAGGUGCCAAGAGAUUGUGCGACGAUGAUUUAGGAGGUUCUCAGAAAUUCGAGAAGGCUCAAUUAGGAAAGGUGGUAGAAGAGUCGCCGAUGAUUCACGCUCAAAGCACAGUCCAGCUGACGGACUUGGACGAUGUGCAGUUCCAAAGAAGCAUGUCCUUACCGAGAGGUUUUGGCGGACAGCGGCAACAGCAGCCCGAGAUUCAUCAGGUUCCGGUGGUGCCUCCUCCCAGGAGCGACAGCAUGCACGCAUUGAGAACUAUGCUGGCCAGACGGAAUAAAGUCAGGUUCGAAACCCAGGACGGAAGCUCGGACAGUACUCUUUCACCGUACACGGAGAGCCUAGCCUCGAGCUCGCAUCUACCUAUGAGCUCGCCGAAUUACUCGACAAGUCCAUCCUACAGCCCCAGCCAGCAAAAUUAUCCAGUUAGGUCGAGCCAUCAUCAACAACUGUAUUACCCACCGUACAGACACUAUGAGAAUCCCACGACGAGAAACGACAACAUGACAGAGCCAGUGAGUCCAGAAUUAUUGUCACCGACCAGCCUCGAAGGCCAGGAGAGACAGUUCGCCUCUUCGUUGAACGCGUCGAACUCACCGCAGCUGUCACCAGUUUUCAAGAGCGAGGCAGCGAAGCAGAUUAUCAAGGAGAUGACGGAGAAAAAGGUGGAGGGGCCGAGGCGCAGACAGAUCCCCCGCGAGAAAAGGCGACACUAUACCGUGUCCAGUAGCAAACCCGUCCUCGAUCUAGAGGACACCUUCUCCAAGAUGGGAAUGGGUAGAGCUAGAGAUGAUCUGGAUAUGGAGCGAGCACUUAGGCCGAGGAUCAACGCGCCGGAUGUCGUGAGAUCGACUUUGAGUCACAAGGAGCUGAAGUAUAACGAGAGUACUAUUGACCAGUUGUUGGGAACGCCUAAUAAGAUCGUGAUUCCUGAGAGAUAUAUUCCUGAACAGACGCCAGAAUUAACUGCGGAAGAGCAGGAGCAACGAUUGAAGAAAGCAGAAGCGAUAAGGAAAAUGCUGUCGGAGACAACCGUGACUGCACCGGAUGGAAGCGACGACAAUAUUAAUAUCGAGCAAUCGGACAGCUUGAAGAGAAAGGUAGUGGAAGAGAAGCGGCAAAGGGAGCAUAUUUUACAGCUAAAUCAAAUUUUGGCGAAGCAGGUGAUGGAGAAGAGCAAGAUGGUGGCGGUGAAAGCACUGGCCACUCUUCCAUUGAAGACCGAAUCGAGCUUAGAAGACGAGGAUCUCUCGCCGGUAACGCCAUUACCUCUCUAUCAACAAAGAGAGAAUUAUUACUCGUAAGAUGAUCUAGGUUAAUGUCUUUCGGACAUAGCCACGGGAAAACUAAAUCCUUUUUAGCACAAAAAAAAAAAAA
This is a messenger RNA of Heterotrigona itama, 3778 nucleotides long. The record is from the annotation of a GenBank genome assembly. Lineage: Eukaryota; Metazoa; Arthropoda; Insecta; Hymenoptera; Apidae.